Molecule: messenger RNA, 2097 nt
Organism: Tarenaya hassleriana
Lineage: Eukaryota; Viridiplantae; Streptophyta; Magnoliopsida; Brassicales; Cleomaceae
Exons: 8
Coding region: 220-1374 (384 amino acids)
Biological process (GO): regulation of DNA-templated transcription
Molecular function (GO): DNA-binding transcription factor activity
Source: RefSeq, a predicted model, not a curated record
AACGAUAAGAAAGUCGGAGACAGCGUAGUGAAGGGGAAGGAGAAUAAUACAGACUCGCAGAUUUCACCGGAGGAGAUCUCCGGCGAACAGAGAGAAAGAGAGUGUUUGCGUGUGCUCUUUUUCUCUUUCGUUUCAUCGGUUCGAUUUCAGUCUCCGUAUCUGCAUUUUGCAAGUCUCGAGUUCUUGGUUUUGUCUCCGACAGGCAGGUGUAAGUUGGCAAUGGCUACCUCCAAGCAAUCACAGAAUGUUAGGAACUUGAUUUACCCAGGAAAGCAUGCUUUGCUUCCUCCAAAAAUUCCUUUUCCUAGCGUGUCAGCAUCAUAUGCUGAAUAUAUACCUAGUGAGUUUAACGGAUCAAAGCCUGUUCGAAAGCCCAGAGAAGGAAAAGGGCACCACCAGCGGACUUCUUCUGAAAGCUAUCUAACAGAAGAACAGCCUUCUUGGCUUGAUGAUCUUCUCGAUGAGCCAGAGACUCCUGCUAGCAGAUCUGGCCAUCGGCGUUCAUCAAGUGAUUCUUUUGCAUAUCUUGAUGCGGUUAACGCUUCAAAUGUAAGUUUGACUCUGAAUGAUUUCAAAUAUAGGAGUGUGGUUCCUGCUCCUCAACGAGGAAUUCAGAAGUUUGAUCGUAGCCAAAAAGCCCAGGAUGCCUCGUUGUACUCUGAUGCUGGUUUUGUAAAACAAGAUAAUAGACUUUGGAAUAAUUUGAUCGCCUCGGGGGCUCAUCCUGGGUUGCUUCCUUCCACUAGAGAAAGCAUUGGCCGCCAAAACAUAGGAGCUUUGGCUAUGUCUCAAGAAGAAGAUACAGUAACAUGUUCGCCAGCCGAAACAAAGAAUUCUGCAGAAAGUCUUUCUCAUAACCUAAAUAAGGUGUCUCCUGAGAGAAGAAUCCCCAAUCCUUUUCCUGUCAUUUCUGAAGCUGACAAUACAAAACAUUCCAAACAGCAAUUUGCGCAACGGUCAAGGGUACGCAAGCUUCAGUACAUAGCUGAGUUGGAAAGGAAUGUACAAGCUUUGCAGGCAGAAGGUUCUGAAGUUUCAGCUGAGCUUGACUUUCUUAACCAGCAAAAUCUUAUUCUGAGUAUGGAGAAUAAAUCUCUUAAGCAGCGGUUGGAAAGUUUAGCUCAUGAGAAGCUCAUCAAACAUUUGGAACAGGAAGUACUCGAAAGGGAGAUCGGGAGGCUACGAAGAGCCUUGUAUCAGCCACAACAGGAACAAGAGCUGCCUCAGAAACCAUUAACCAAUCACCGGCGUGCAACUAGCAAAGAUCUCGACUCUCAAUUUGCUAACCUUUCCCUGAAAAGCAAUGAUCUGAGCGCUACCCAUGACUCUACAUCCACGACAGAAGAACUGAGAGAAAGACGGGGAGAAGGCUAAUGUCAGCGGAAGCAGCACGGUUGGGCAGCCUCGGGUAGUCAUCGGGUGAAGGCAUGACACAUUCAUCACCGUUGAAGAGAAUUCUUCGGGGAAAAGCCCAACCUUCACUGAAGGGGAGAAGAAGAGAAGAGAAGACAAGUGAACUUACUAAGGUAGCCGUACUGGCGAAGGGGCUUGUAGUUGAAGCUGAAUACCUGUUGGAUGCUCUUCAAAUUCGGGUGCAACACCACCAGUGGACUUUUAUUGGGCACAUAUGCCGUGUACACUGCACCACCGGUGGCACUUCCACAGUAGGAUCUUGGUGCUGUUGCAGCAACUGAGGCGCCUCUCCUUUGCUGAAACAAUCACAAAAACCACAGAUAUCACUUCUUCAUACAAUUUGUUUGCAUCUUAUCUUUUUAACUACAUUGGUUAGCAUUGCAGGAUGAAAAUAGAGUUCGAGCAAAACGGGUUUGAAGAGUUUUACUUGACACAGCGGGCCCCGGACAGACCUUGGCAGCCACAACUACACCUCUGGCAAGGAACAACAGUUUCGUUGUAGAAAGCAGACAACGAGACACAGCAUUUAGGGGCCGGUGACGACUGAAUCUGCGAAUAUACGCACGUAAUAUGCCAAGUUGCUGCCCAAAAAAUGCAUCAUAUAAGUCUGAAAUCUAACAUGUCUUCAUAUCUCUUAAUCUUGCCAAAUUUCUUUCAGUAGAAAAAAAAACACACUAGCGUACA